AUGAGUGUGCUACUUUUUUUGGGUCGUCGCAUUGGAGGGCAGACUGUUUCUCUAGACCGUGCUGGCUGCAUCUUUCUGGGCAUAGUGCAGCAUGAGCUACUUCACUUGCUGGGCUUCCACCAUGAACAGAACCGCAGUGACCGUGACAGUCACGUCCAAAUCCUUUUUGAGAACAUAAUUCCUGUAUACAUUUUCUCUAGCCUGGAUACCCCUCACACUGUGUGUGUGUGUGGUUUCAGGUUUGCCUUCUCCAAGAAUAAGGAACCAACCAUCAUACCAGAUCCUGAUGGUAGUGUCUACAUUGGCCGAGCUGAGAAGAUGAGCACAAACGACAUACCAAGUAUUAACAGACUUUAUUGCAGUGUGUUUAAAACCCUACCUUCUAUUAAUCCAUAAAAAUAAAAAAAGAUGCCCUCUUCAAUGAAUAGCAGUGAUAAGUAUAUUAUGCUGUAUGUUAUUUCCAGAAGGGGACAAGCAGCACAAUGGUGCAUGCAUGAAUGUUGUUCCAGCACAAUUAAUCUGUUUUUCAUUCAUUUUAUUUCUUACAGAACACUUAUCAGAUUGAGUGAUGAUGUUUUUUUUUGUUUGUUUUUUUUUUGCAUUAAGUACAAUGUGCAAUUGUAUCUAAAAAGAACAUGCGUGAGCUCUGAGGCAUGCGUGAGUUCUCACAAUCUCGUGAGACAACGGGUGUGAUCUAAUGUGGCAGCGCUCUGCAAAUAAAGAACCAAACAAGUUCAGACCGUUCUAUUAUCCAUUAUAAUUUCCCUCACCUUUUUGAACACUGCAACCGAAAAAUUUCAUAGACGAAUACUUUUACAAACUGUCUAUCAUGCCACAACCACAAAGGAAACAACCACACCAGGAGUACUCAGCGGGCUCUGAGGAGGGCUCAACUACAGUAGAGUUGGGUGUCCUGGAAUCGAUCAGUAACAAACUGGCAAAUCUUGAACAGCUUCAUCAAGACAUUAAAGACCUAAAUGCCAGCCUCAAACUUAGUCAAUCCCAAACAGAAUUGCUACAAAAAGACAAUAAUGAAAUGCAGACAAAGAUUACAGUACUCACAGCUGUAAAAGUAUUCAAGCAUUCUGCACUUAAGCUCCCGAAAGAAACCGUUAAUAACAUCACCUUUCACCGCAUCGGAUCCAAAAACAACAACAACAACACAAACGCUAAACGCCCACGACCCAUCAUCACAAAAUUCAAACAUUACAAACAUAAAGAACUGGUAAAGAGUAAGUGUAGAGAACUGCAAGCAACUCACUUUGGACCUAAUGAGAGAUCCAGGAAAGAUGGAGAAUAGCCUACUCAUCCCCAUCAUGAAACAAUUCCACGAAAAAGGAAGAAGAGUUGCCCUUACCAUAGACAAACAUUAUGUUGCCGUUCAACUUUACAGAAAUGAUGCUACAUUCUGGUUAUAAGCCUCAAUAAGGAAACUUGUCUAUAACAUCGAUAAAUAUAGCAUAUUAAAAUGAACACCUGUCUGUCACUUUCAAAGUAUGUAAUUUGUGUAUUUGUCUGAAAAGAAAGGCCAGGGAGCCAUCCGGCCUGUCACUUUUUAGUCAGAUUAGUCAGCAUGCUGGUGAUGGUCGAAUAGUUAGGCACAAACCUAUGAUAAUAGCCAGCCAGCCCCAGGAACUGUCUCACUUCCUUUUUGGUCUUAGGUCUCAGGCAGGCCGCAAUCGCUGUGGUCUUAUCAAUUUUGGGGCCGCACCUGCCCAUGACCCAAGUGGAAGCCCAGAUACCAUACUUCCACUCGCCCAAUUGUGCACUUCUUUGGGUUUGCCAUGAGUCUCGCCCGUCUCAAUGACCUCAGGACAGCCCUCAGAUGCCGCAGGUGCUGCUGCAAAUCAUUACUGAAAAUGAUGUCAUCUAGAUAGGUGUAAGCAGUGUGGGGUCUGAGGAUUUUGUCCAUGAGCCACUGAAACAAAGACCAACCAAACCCUGAACAAACCAAACGGAAGCAUCACAAAUUGGUGUAAUCCGAAUGGUGUGUAAAAUGUUGUCUUUUCACAGGACAUGGGAAUUAAGGGGAUCUGCCAAUAUCCCUUCGUCAAAUCCAGUGUCGAAUAAAAGUGAGCCGCGCCUAACCGAUUGAGCAGCUCAUCAAUCCAGUACGCAUAAAAUGUAUACACCGCAUUGACUUUUCUAUAAUCUACACAGAACCGGAUUGAGCCGUCACUCUUAGGAACCAGAACCACCAGGCUGGCCCAGUCACUGUGGGAUUCUUCUAUUACCCCCCUAUCCAGCAUGGCCUUUUAUUAUUACCAAACCACUUCUUUCCUGUGCUCGGGUAAACGGUAGGGACAACUAUGUACCACUACCCCUGGGGUCGUUUCGAUAUGGUGCUCUAUGAGAUUCGUAUGACCGGGAAGAGGCAAGAACACUUCAGAGAAUUCUCCUUGCAACCUGGCAACCUCUGUGACUUGGGAUGGUGAGAGGUGGUCUCCACAAGUGACCAGGGUGACACGAUCAGUGGCUUUUAAGUUCACCUCAAGUAUGAGCUCCUCCCUCUCCAGAACCACAGUUGCUGUUUGAAGGUCCCUCUCCCAAUUUUCCCGUUGGACGUUGAGCACGCUGCAUGGCCAACGGCCAUACAAUAAUCCAAAUGGUGAGAACCCCGUGGAGGCUUGCGGGACCUCUCGCACUGCAAAUAAUAGGGGCUCGAGCCACUCAAUUUCAAUCGUCUUUGUGCACAUACUUACGAAUCAUAUUCUUUAGUGUCUGAUUAAAUAGUUCGACCAAGCCGUCUUUUUGGGGAUGUAAACGCUGGUCAGAAUAGAUUUAAUCCCCAAUAAUUCUUACAGUUCGCGUAGUGUACGUGACAUAAACGUAGUGCCCUGAUCAGUGAGGAUUUCUUUCGGAACCCACUCAGGAGAUUAUUCUGAAUAGUGCUUCCGCAACACUUACCACUGAAAUAUUGCUCAGAGGCUCUGCUUCCGGAUAUUGGGUUGCGUAGUCAACCAGAACCAACACAAAGCGAUGCCCGCGUGCGGUCCACUUUAAUGGAAAUUGAAUAGUGACCGUCACUAAAGGUUAAUAUUGUAUAUCCCCGUGUACACACUUUACCUUCACCCGCUGGCCUGUAUCCAAAGCCUUGGACUGAACCAAGCUUUGGUGAAUGGAGGUUUGAUUACAACCUGAAUCCACCAAGGCUUGGUAUGUACCCCCCUUAAUACUCACAGGUAUCCGGUAAGCUCCUGCUCGAUCUGGGGUGGACUGUGGCACGUAGGGGAUCUGGACCAAUGUCUACACCUCCAUCAUGGGGCAUCGGCCCUGGAAGUGCCCAGGCUCCCCGCAGCUCCAGCAGACCAUCCCAGACUUCAAACCCACAGCAGCGGAUUCACCAGCCUAUGUGGGAGAGAUUUAGGGCAAACCGGCAGGUUGAACGGUCCACGGGACUGGUUUUUGGGGCAUGAUUCCACAUUUCUGGGGAACUGGAACAGGACAGGGGGAAGGAGAGGGGGAUGGAGGAGAGAAAGAGAGAGAGGAAGAGGGCUCGCCGGCCCCCGGAUAUGCCGCCAUAUGUUCCUCAGCCAGCAUGACUGCCUCGUCCAGCAACGCUGGCCGGUAGCACUGGACCCAUUCCGCCGUCCCUUUCGGUAGUCGGUUGAUAAACUGCUCCAGUCUUACCAGGUUGACUACUGCCACGGCGUCACAUUCGGCUGCCAGCAGCCACCGCCGGCAGGGGUCAUGGGGCUGUUGGGCAAAGGUAAAUGGGUGGCCAAGCUCACGAAGUGUCAGCGAGCGGAAGCACAGGUGGUGCUACUCUGUGCUGCGGUAAACCCGUUACAAGAUGGCUCACUUCAAGUCCUGAUACCUCAGUGACUGGUAAUUGUUGGGCUGCCAGUUGCCCUUCUCCUGACAGCAGUGGCAGCAGGCGGACCGCCCACUGGGACUCUAGCCAUCCUGCUGCUUCCACCACACACUCAAACAGCUCCAUGAAGGGGGCCUGGGUAGCUCAGUGGUAAAAGACGCUGGCUACCACCCCUGCAGUUCGCUAGUUCACUAGUUCGAAUACCAGGGCAUGCUGAGUGACUCCAGCCAGGUCUCCUAUGCAACCAACUUCGGAGGGUUGCUAGGGAGGGUAGAGUCACAUGGGAUAACCUCCUCGUGGUCGCUAUAAUGUGGUUCGUUCUCGGUGGGGCACGUGGUGAGUUGAGCGUGGAUGCCGCAGUGCAUGGCGUGAAGCCUCCACACACGCUAUGUCUCCGUGGAAAUGUGCUCACAACAACCACAUGAUAAGAUGCGCGGGUUAGCAGUCUCAGACGUGGAGGCAGCUGGGAGGCAGCUCCAUGAAUGACUCAGUGUCGUCCUCUGGUCCCAACCUGAUGAGUGUGAAGUAGGCUAUGGUGGGGGUGGUGACCGAGGUCGCGCCGGUGGAAUCCUCCUGGGGUAUCAAAAUCUGUAGCACCUGCUGAUCCUCUGCUUGAGCUUGAAGGAUGACCUGAAAUCGCUGCUCCUGUUCCUGGCGCACCUCAAGCAGAGCCUGAUGUUGCGUUUGUUGGAUGCUGGCGAGGGUUUUGAUUAGAUCAGCAAAGAGCGAAUGACAUAAAGGCGUAUCUUCCUCCGAAUUCCCGGGUUUCGGCACCACUGUAACAAGUCUCAUGUUCUCUUCUCAAGGAGGAAGCAAGGGCCAGGUAAAUAUUCUAUGCAAGUCUUUUAUUUUACACACUUUUCAGUGUAACACAACAGGGUUUGCUUUUCAGCACAACACAAAACACACAGAACAACUCUGCUUCGUGUGUCUCCCUCCCCUCCGGUGGUCUGGAUUGCCCUUUUAUCCCUCUCCAGCUCUCACUGCAACACAAAACAGCUGUUAGAGAUCAUUUUCCACAGGUGUCAAUAUUUACCGCUCUUCCUCUCCCAGCCUCACUCUCCAUAGACGUUGCUCAUCCACGCCCACAUCACCACACUGACAUUCCACAGAAAUCAUGAAAAAAUACAUGGCUGAGUUUGGCCUUGGCAAUAGCUGGAGACUUACAAAUCCUACCUCAAGGGAAUACACGUACUUCUCACCUGUCCAUAAAUCACAUUCACGCAUUGAUUAUUACUUUAACAAGUAAUUAAAGAUACGCACGCUUUAAACGCAAUGAUAAAUCAGGAAAAUAUCUUGCCAACCUACUUUAUCACAACAGAGAAAAAAAACACUCACACCUUCAAUUAAGAACUUAGAGGGAAAGAUACUCCAUACUUUACAAGACAUAAAUGACACCUUUUGGAUAUUCUACAAAAAUGUAUACAGUAAUAAAACAGAACAAAACUAUAAAGACACUGUUAUUUAAAAAUAUAAUAUAGUUCUACCCAGUUUAAACAUAGCCCAAAGAGAAUCACUAGAAGAACCAAUAUCAGAGAACGGAUACAGAAAAGCUAGAUUCAUUUUCAAAUAAUAAAUCUCCAGGUUUUGAUGGUUAUCCACUAGAAUUCUGCAAACACUUUUUGUCAAUCAUAUCGCCAUUAUUCUUGAGAAUGAUAACAGAAAUUAAAAACACCUCCUCUAUUCUACUUCACAUGUAUACAGCACUAAUUUCAGUCUUAAACCUGCUUAAACCUAACAAAUACCCAACAUAAUGCACCAGAUAUCACCCAUUGUCUCUUAUCAACAUAGAUUUAAAAAUAAUUAGUAAAGCUUGCAUACCUUGAAUCAGUAAUUUCAUGUCUUAUCCAUUCAGACCAAACAGGUUUCUUCAAGGGACGGCUGUAGCAGCCAAUAAUAUAAUAACUACCGUUAAAGUUGCAGUAUGUAAGAUUCAGAAACCCUUGUUAUUAAUGACACCUGUGGCGGUUAAGGGAACUGCAGCCAGCUACCUUUGCUCGUGCUCGUGCUCGUGACGUAAUGUACAAAGAGUCUGAACGUGAUUCACCGGCAUUAUGCUGACAGAUGAGGCAGCAUAAUUAAAAUUACAGUUAUGAUUGUUUUACUACAAACUUUGAUACUGCAUAUUAUAUUUGGUGGAUGAUGACAGUAGCUGUUUAUAUAAUAGGCUGUACAUUAUAAAUAUGUUGACAAAAUUCAGUAUUGAUGUGAUUCCAUCACAACUGUCAUUUUGAUGUAUCGAUGCGCUAUUGUUUUAUAAUAAUAGAUUUUAUACAUUUUCUGUAUAAUCAAGUUACAUUACACUGAUGAAUGGGUCUUUUUGCAUUGCUUGAACAUUGUCUAGCAUUCAUUUCAUGUGUUAUUUUAGUUUACCUUGCUGAAUAAUUACAGAUUAACAUUGUUUAUGUCAGUUCCUGUGAAUCGGCAUACCUCAAAUAUGGAAAUAUAUAUAAAUAAAUAUAAAAAUAUCAGUUUCAUAAUAUUUCAUUGUUUUAAUUUCAGGAAUCCAGUUCAGAAAUAUAUGCAGCUCCAACAGAUGAAAGCAGUGACAGUGAUGAUAGAGGAAGAGGGAGGGCAAGAGGAAGUGGUCAUGGCAGAGAUGCAGGUGGAGUGCGGGGCAGGGGAAGAGGCAGAGCCUGGGGGAGGGGGAGGGGAAGAGCAGGAGCCAAUUAUGUUACGGAAGAGGACAGACUCCGGGUCACACAGCUGACUGCUGCCAGGACAGCAGAGAUGCAGGCUGGUCAGACAUAGAUCUUUGUUUAUAUAUAUAUAUAUAGGGGUGUAAAGGUACACAGAAGCCACGGUUCGGUACGUACCUCAGAUUUGGGGUCAUGACAGGUCCCAAAUCCCAAAUGCUAGGUUGCUUUUCAUUUAUUUUGAACAGACAGUAGUGCAAAUUACAGUUUGUUCCACCUAGCAGCAUUUAGUCCCCCCUGAGGUAGUUGGUACAUUACAGCCUCCUUUAGUGUAUUAAGCACUAAGCAGUAAACAGAAUGCACUCUUGCAUAGGCCAUAUUUUUUGUAGGGUUGAUCAAAAACAAAAGGUAUUUGGUCACAAUCAUCUACAAAACUGAAAAGCAUCUCGUGUUAUAAAAGUACAAAAUAAAUAGAAUAAUGAAAAGUAAAACUUGUGCAUUAGGAGAAGCCAUUCUUGUUCUGGGUUGGUGCAUAGAUGGUCUCUUCUUCUUGUGCUCUUUUCCUGUUGUGGCAGUUAGCAAACAGUGUUGCAUUACCGCGCGCGCCUCCUUCUGGAUUGGAGUGGAUCGCCUGUGACUGACGUAUUCUCAUCUGACUGCAUGCACCGAACCGUUAUAGAGAAUUGCAACAACUGUCCCAGGAAGAAAGGGAUGAAGAUCUGCAGAUGGUGGUCACACGUCUGCCAGGGGUUUUUCUGGACAUUAUGGAUUACCGGAGAACAACAACAGGAGCAUAUGUUCAAAACAGGGGACAACCUGCUUGGUGCACCUGCCUGAACUGCCGGCUUAUGCUGACAGAUUUAGAAAACAAAUGUAGUGGUGAAAAUCCAGAGAGGUGUCUCAGCAGGAAGGCCCAUAUGGAACUUUAUUGUAUUGAUGAGGGCAUCCUACGUUUGGCAGACAUGGAAUGACAUUCUUGCACUCACUGACAGACAGGACCCAGGGGUAGAUAACAGAGAGUAUCGGUACUCUGCAUAUCGCCAGUUCACCAUCUGGCAACAUGAACGUCUGGGAACCAGGAACAGGGUGGUAAUACUGAGCUGCUGCGUGUGGCGAAUAAGAGACAAAUUCCCUGACCCCUUUAGCAACUAUGUUGGCUACAAGGAAGCACCAUUUAGGUGAAAUUAAAAACUGUGUGUGGUAUUCCUGUGUGUAAGUUUUUCCAACAUAAUUAAUAAAAAACAAUUAUUUGUUCUACACUGUAUUUUAUUUUAUAAAAGUAAAAAAAAACAACAACACAAAAGUAUACACAAUCUAUAUUUACA
Messenger RNA from Myxocyprinus asiaticus (Chinese sucker), 7775 nucleotides. Its product is annotated as high choriolytic enzyme 1-like. Bases 1 to 396 code for a protein of 131 amino acids. The record is from RefSeq and is a predicted model, not a curated record. The transcript has 4 exons. Gene Ontology annotation, biological process: proteolysis. Gene Ontology annotation, molecular function: metalloendopeptidase activity. NCBI's taxonomy places the organism in Eukaryota, Metazoa, Chordata, Actinopteri, Cypriniformes, Catostomidae.